AUGGUCCGUCCCGAGUUUCCCUUAGGUCUGCUGCUUCCGACGUGCCUGCUGCUGGUGUUGCUGGCCGCACAAGGCGGCAACGCUGAUGACGCGGCGGAGCAGCUCCGCGUUCAAAAGGCCAUGCUGUCCGAGCUGGAGUACAACAAAAACGCACUGGCCCUGAAGGAACCAUGGGUCCAUCCUUCCGUCUGGCUAAGCUACUGGACUUAUCGAGCCACAAAGUACUUUACCUCUCCCGCCCAGGUCAGCCUAUUGGAUGAGCUCAACGCACAGAACGCGCACACGGACCCCAUGAAUCCCUGGGACACUCCCUCCGCCUAUCUGGAUAGCUGGAUAGCCAGGAUGAGAGCCACCCUGCAGGACUAG
Molecule: messenger RNA, 366 nt
Organism: Volvox carteri f. nagariensis
Lineage: Eukaryota; Viridiplantae; Chlorophyta; Chlorophyceae; Chlamydomonadales; Volvocaceae
Exons: 2
Coding region: 1-366 (121 amino acids)
Source: RefSeq, a predicted model, not a curated record